UGAGGGACAAACCCUUGGGAAAGUCCCACCCUCCCUCUCUGCUGUCACAGAGGCUUUGGGAACUCACAUUUGCUUUGAUUUGGGCUGCUGGCUGGUCACAAGGGCUGCUGCCUCCAUUCUUGUACUACUUAAAUUGAGUUAUUGGUUAUUUUUAUUAACUUACAUUCAUACCUCAUCCCAGUUAUGGCUGCUGACCGUUGAAAGAAGCCCCUCUGCUCUCCAGAGAUACAGCCCAGAGAAGGUUUGUGGCUGGAAAACCACUCCUGUUCCUGGGAGAGCCUCGUGCUCCUGCUUGUUUAUGCAGGAUGGGACAGUCACUGUAAGGAAAUCAAUCAAGGGAAAUGUAUUCCUUUGGAAAGAUGAUUGCCGACUCAAGAUGACGACGGCCACGCCACUGACCAAUAACACUCAGCUCUCAGUGAAUGUGACCACAAAGUCUCAAGAACACAAUCUCUAUCAAAGUUCUGGAGCAAUAGUUGCUGCCAUCGUGGUGGGGGUGAUUAUUAUUUUCACAGUGGUUCUGCUCAUCCUGAAAACAUACAACAGGCGCAUGCGAGUGCGGCGGGAGCUGCAACCCAAAGCCUCCAAGCUGGCAGUGCCACCUCCUGUGGGGCACAGCAGCCACAGCCUGGCCCAGCAGCCCUCGGUGACCUUCAUCCCCGUGGACAUCCACCUGCAGAGCAGGUAACCAGGAG
This is a messenger RNA of Serinus canaria (Common canary), 695 nucleotides long. It is a transcript of the gene NCMAP, whose product is annotated as non-compact myelin associated protein. The transcript is spliced from 4 exons. Gene Ontology annotation, biological process: peripheral nervous system myelin formation; regulation of myelination. The record is from RefSeq and is a predicted model, not a curated record. Gene Ontology annotation, cellular component: plasma membrane; Schmidt-Lanterman incisure; paranode region of axon. Gene Ontology annotation, molecular function: structural constituent of myelin sheath. The coding region runs from base 299 to 688 and encodes 129 amino acids. Lineage: Eukaryota; Metazoa; Chordata; Aves; Passeriformes; Fringillidae.